AAUUACCUCAGGAAAGCUUCUACCUUAGCCGAGCGAGGUUGAAAGAUUUCAUUCAAACCACUCAGCCCUUCCCGACCCUCGAAAGCCUCCCCCAUGGCGUCCCGCAGACUAGCUUUGAACCUGUCGCAGGGCCUGCGAAGCCGUGCUGGUCUGUCGGCCGCCGGUGCCCUCCGACGAGGUUUUGCGACUCCCUCCACCGUCGGCAAGACUCAGACCACGACACUGAAGAACGGACUGACCGUUGCCACUGAGCACUCGCCAUGGGCGCAAACGUCAACGGUCGGCAUGUGGAUCGAUGCCGGCUCGCGCGCCGAGACGAACGAGACGAACGGCACGGCGCACUUCCUCGAGCACCUGGCUUUCAAGGGCACUGCCAAGCGAUCGCAGCAGCAAUUGGAGCUGGAGAUUGAGAACAUGGGCGGCCACCUGAACGCCUACACCUCGCGCGAAAACACCGUCUACUUCGCCAAGGCCUUCAACUCCGACGUCCCCCAGUGCGUUGAUAUCCUGUCCGACAUUCUCCAGAACUCCAAGCUCGAGGAGUCUGCCAUCGAGCGCGAGCGCGACGUCAUCCUCCGCGAGUCCGAGGAGGUCGAGAAGCAGGUCGAGGAGGUCGUCUUUGACCACCUGCACGCCACCGCCUUCCAGCACCAGCCCCUGGGCCGCACCAUCCUGGGGCCCCGCCAGAACAUCCGCGACAUCACCCGCACCGAGUUGGUCAACUAUAUCAAGAGCAACUACACUGCCGACCGCAUGGUCCUUGUCGGUGCUGGUGGCGUUCCCCACGAGAAGCUCGUCGAGUUGGCUGAGAAGCACUUCUCUGGCCUCCCUAGCAGGGGUCCUGAGAACCAUGCUUACCUCCUGUCGAAGCAGAAGGCCGACUUCAUCGGCUCCGACGUCCGCGUCCGCGAUGACACCAUGGGCACCGCCAACGUUGCCAUUGCCGUCGAGGGCGUCAGCUGGAACUCGGAUGAUUACUUCACGGCGCUGGUCACGCAGGCCAUCGUCGGCAACUACGACAAGGCCAUGGGCAAUGCUCCCCAUCAGGGCAGCAAGCUCAGCGGCUUCGUUCACAAGCACGAGCUCGCCAACAGCUUUAUGAGCUUCUCCACCAGCUACAGCGACACGGGUCUGUGGGGCAUCUACCUCGUCACCGACAACACCACCCGCUUGGAUGACCUCGUCCACUUCGCCAUCCGGGAGUGGAUGCGUCUGUGCACCAACGUUAGCGAGGCCGAGGUCGAGCGGGCCAAGGCUCAGCUCAAGGCCUCCAUCCUGCUGUCUCUUGACGGCACCACCGCCGUCGCCGAGGACGUCGGCCGCCAGCUUAUCACCACGGGUCGCCGCAUGAUGCCCGGCGAGAUUGAGCGCCGGAUCGACGCCAUCACCGAGAAGGAGGUCAUGGACUUCGCCAACCGCAAGCUCUGGGAUAAGGACAUUGCCAUCAGCGCUGUGGGCAAGAUCGAGAACCUGUUCGAUUACCAGAGACUGAGGAACACCAUGAAGCCCAAGUUUUAAUGGUAGAGAGCGGGCCGGCUGGGUUGGCAAAAGCGAGACUCGGGUAUAGAGUGUAUGAGAUACCUUUUACAGGCCCUAGUGUAUCAUAUAGUUCCACUUAUUCAUGCUAGGUAUGAGGCAUCCUGAAGUGAUUUCAUUUGUACAACCGACACCGGCGGGCUUCAGACAGAUUGCAAAGCGAGCUCUCGUAAAUGUCUGUGUUUGGGGUGCAGCGGACCAGUAGGCGACAUAGGGAUUGCAUUCUAAUGUGCAGUCCGGGCAUUUCGUUGCUGCAUGCUAGCGGAGUUGGGACUUGUUUCAAUCAAGGCACGCACAGAGGCCGUGCAUCGUGAGACCCCUGACGCGCAGUAUCGAGUUGGGCAGAUGGUUGUCUCAAGAAUCAAGGCAGG
Molecule: messenger RNA, 1907 nt
Organism: Purpureocillium takamizusanense
Lineage: Eukaryota; Fungi; Ascomycota; Sordariomycetes; Hypocreales; Ophiocordycipitaceae
Gene: MAS1
Product: Mitochondrial processing peptidase
Exons: 5
Coding region: 94-1518 (474 amino acids)
Cellular component (GO): mitochondrion
Molecular function (GO): metal ion binding; metalloendopeptidase activity
Source: RefSeq, a predicted model, not a curated record